Molecule: messenger RNA, 2803 nt
Organism: Salvelinus namaycush (lake trout)
Lineage: Eukaryota; Metazoa; Chordata; Actinopteri; Salmoniformes; Salmonidae
Product: erythropoietin receptor-like
Exons: 8
Coding region: 162-1745 (527 amino acids)
Biological process (GO): positive regulation of cell population proliferation; hemopoiesis; cytokine-mediated signaling pathway
Cellular component (GO): external side of plasma membrane; membrane
Molecular function (GO): cytokine receptor activity; protein binding
Source: RefSeq, a predicted model, not a curated record
UCCUGUGAUGCACGCACAACUGUGUUGCACUAUCCAUAGUAUCUCAGAGACAGACUGUCACGAAGCGAGAUGGAGAAAACAGACGUUUGGAGCUGGUUGCCUACCAGUUAUGCAGUACAACAGAACGCGUAGCCCGCUUUGUUCUCAGAGGAGACAAAAAGAUGACAAACAAUAACCUGAAUAAGCUGUUGGCUUUUUGUGUAUUAUUUUGCGCUCAGAAAACAUCCAUUGUGCAUGCUUUGGAAACUAAAGUGGCUCUGCUGCUCCACGCUGAGCCAGAGAUUCCAAAGUGCUUUGCUGAAGGGUUGUCGGACCUCACCUGCUUCUGGGAGGAGGAUGAGGAAAGGGCUGGCUCUGCUGACCAAUACUCAUUCAGAUACACAUACCAGAAUGAGAACAGUAGUGAGUGUGCCGUAACUGCCCUACCAGCAGCAGGCGGCAAGAGGCUGUAUUUUUGCAGGUUGUCCCAGACUCCAUGUUUUGUGCCCCUUGACAUCCGGGUGUUUCGGGACGACCUGCUGAUCCACAACCGCAGUCUCUUCAUUGAACUUGUCUUCCUGUUAGACCCGCCUGCCAAUCUGACAUUGACGAGUACAGGGACGCAGGGGCAGCUGAAGGCCAGCUGGCUGCCUCCCUCUCUCAAGUACAUGGGCGACAGCAUGAUGUACGAGGUCAGCUACGCCAUGGCAGGGAGCCACAUUGGAAAGGUGGAGGAGGUGCAAGCCAGCUCUGAGCUCAUCUUGCGUGGUCUGCAGUCAGGCACUAAGUACAAGGUGCGCAUUCGUAUCAAACUGGACGGCAUCAGCUACAGUGGCUACUGGAGCGCCUGGACUGACCCGGUACUGAUGGAAACAAUGCCUGGUGACUUGGACCCUCUCAUCGUGUCCCUGAGUCUCAUCAUCUCUCUCGUCCUCACCCUGCUGUCUCUCAUUGUGCUCAUGUCUCAUCGCAGGUUCCUGUUGAAGAAGAUCUGGCCAAUCAUUCCCACCCCUGAAAGCAAGUUCCAAGGCCUCUUUAAGGUUUAUGGUGGUGACUUUCAGGAGUGGUUGGGCCACAGCACUGGAGGCUUAUGGUUGAGGCCAGCCUACUUCUACUCCGAGGAAUUCCCUGCACCACUAGAGGUGCUCUCCGAGGUUAGCCUUGGUCCCGCCUUACCCAGCUCCGCUUUGCCGCCCAAGGCCUCAGAGGCACUUGGUGAGGAGGAGGAUGAAGACAAGAAGCUAAAGAGGGUGGAUUCUGCAUUGAUGGAGGGGUGGAGAGAAACCCCCCAGGAGCACUGGCCGAUGGACCAGCUCCGGGCUAUUCAUCAGCACCCUGCACCCUGGACCCAGUCUUCUCUACUGGAGUCUCAUGAUGCCUAUGUCACCCUCAAUGCUCAGAACCACAGUGGGGAGGAGCCGCUGGACGACAUAUUGGAGGAAACCUUGCCCCUGCAGGUUCUCUUUGCCUCUGGAAGGACAUCCUCUGAAUCUCGAUCAGACUUGGGCUCCUUCCAACAGAGCUCAGGAUCGGGCUGCCUCUCGUCCCAGUCCAGUUUUGAGUACCCAAACCACACCUGGCCGCCCAAGGGCCCCGGGUACACCUACAUGGCAGUGGCCGACUCAGGCGUCUCCAUGGAUUACAGUCCGAUAAGCUCGAAUAAGAUCGAUGACAUUGGGAAGGGAGUUAUCUAUACCAAUGAGUACAAGAACGAGAUCCCUGCACACAGAAGACCCAUAGGUACGCCCAUCCACUUUGCAUUCUGAAUUAAGGCUAAGCUAUGUUACAGGCUAUGAACUGAGGCUUAAAGGUCCAAUGAAGCUGAAAAACAGUUGGGAUGUUUGGCCAAGGCUUCUACAUUGACUCCAUCUUCUUGUCAGUGGAAUGUAAAAAGCCAGGAUGUAGGCUACUCUCAUAACUAUGCGAUAACAGACAAACCAAAAUUUAAGCUCAAAGGUUUGUGAGGAAAAGUCAAAAGUAUCCCUGAUAAGAAUUUCAUAUUUCUUUGGAUGUCACAAGCUCAUUCUCACAAUAUCCUGUCAAUCGGAAGGCAGCUGUUUGAAAAAUACAUGAACAACUAAAACACUCUAAAGCUGAUAUUAUAAAACACAUGUAAUGUGUAUAUUCUUAAAUCACUGGAUCUUGUAGGUCAAUUUAUAAGGUUAUUUUCUAUAUUUUUAUUGGAAUAACUAGAUAAAGUUGACACUUAAAUUGUAAAUAUUGUGGUUGUCUAUUGUGUAUUGUACAAGAGUAUCACUAAGAUGUAGCCAUGGUCUUAACAUGAAGCUCCUUCUAGAAUGAAGAGGUACUGUAGGAUGUGCAGGAAUGUGUCACAUUUCAGUACGAUGCUAUUGUACACCUCUUGCUUGCAAUGCUUAGAUCAACAAAGGUUGUAAAAGUCAUGAUGGUUCCAAUGUAUGAAUGUUUGUAUAUCUGUCUAUCUAAUUGUCACCUCAUUGAAUCUUACAUAUUAUCAUACAUUUUGAGAGGCCAUAAUUGUUGAAACUGUAAAUAAUACAAAUUUAAUUUUUGUGGUUUAAAUAAACACCAGUUUGUUGAAAAUGUAGGUAAUUCCUCCCACCCAACAAACAAAAAUUGUGAUUUGGCUAAAUGCAUGGGUAGAUUGAAAAAACGUUGUCGCAUUUUAAGUUGUCCCAUUGGUAAAAAAUACAGUUGUAUACAUAGGCACAUGUGAAUAUGACAAUUUAAUGUGGUAGGGCAGGCAUACUCAACUCUAACCCUACAAGGUCCGGAGCCUGCUGGUUUUCUGUUCUACCUGAUAAUUAAUUGCACACACCUGGAGUCACAAGUCUAAAUCAGUCUC